GCUUUCCAGUUUUACUUUAUCCUCAAACUAUUCCGGUGAAUAACAGCACAGAUAUUCUAAUCUCCAUUGGUCAGAAAAUGAGACUCAGGCACAAAAAAAGCAAAUUGACUUAUUCCAAUUAAUUAUUUCUCUUAUUAUAGAGUCUUGAAUAGAAUGCAGGUCUCCUGACCACAGACCAAAUAAUUCUUCUAUUGUAAAAACAAAUAUGUUAAUAACCCAGAAUUCCAUGUUUUCCUUAUUUAAAAAAAAAAUACUUCUCAGCUGAAAUGUCAUCAAAAUAUUUAUCUCCAGAUUGUCUACAAAAAUGCUUCAAAGGACAAACACUUUUUUCCCUUUGAAAGCCAACAACAUGAAAGCAAAUAGAAGAUAGUUUUACAGCCCACAGUAUAGCUGUUUUGUGAAUGUAUUAGAAGACCUAGACUACAGACAGGAUUAAUGAUACCUGCAGUGUAGGGGUUUCCCUUCCUUUGUGAUUAAUUGUCUAAUUUCCAGGUUUUGGAACCUUUUCAGCAAAUUGCAUGAAAAGGCUGUUUUUGAAAGCACACAGAUUUUUUUGCCUCAAAGUAUUUGCUGGUGAAGGAUUUGCUGGGCUGUCUGUUGCCAGGAUUUAAUCACUUUCCCCUUAGCUCAGGUUAUUGAUAAUGUAAAUAGACCUCAAAGUUAUUUUUUAAUCCUUUGUUGCUAAUUUUUAUUGUCAUUGAAUUUACCUCUUUGUUCAGUACUGCAUACCUGUGUUUUCCAAGAAUCUAAAUACCUCAGUCAUUUUAGAAUUUAUGUCAUCAAUUUGUGACUAACCUGGAUCAAUCUUAAGGGUAGUUAUUUUUCAAAUUUCCAGUGCCCUAUAGAAUAUCCUCUUGGGGUGUCAUUUAAUUUUACAUAUCCUUUUAGCUGAAGUAUGAUCUCAUAGAGAACAUCAACAGUUUUAAUAUUUCACUUAAAAACAAACAUGGGAGGGUCAGCUAGAGCUUUGGCAGCUUUAAUCUACUUAAUCAGGUUUUGAGGGAAUAAUAGUUUCUUAAAAAAAAAAAGCUUGCUCCUCACUGACUUUGGCUGAACUUGCUUCAUGUUUUUUCCUUACAAAAUGCUUAUUAACAUUGACUUUCUUUCUAGUGGGACUGCUGCAUGGGUUUUAGAUGCUAGCCAGAGAGAAAAGAUGCCUACUUACUUUCAUGAAUGGGAAGAUCCAGGAGCCAGGUAGAUGCCUUCUGAAGGGAAAAAUUGGUGUCUAAAAAUUUUAGAUACCUGGUUUGAAGGAAAGGAUGUUAUGAAUCUUUAAAAUAUGGCUCUCACCAUUUUCAUGUCCUCUUGGUUAUAGUUUAUAUGGCAGAUUUCUCAGUUAUAAUUGUGGAGCAUUUGGAAUAAUGAAGUUCUUGCUCCAGUAUUCAUACUUACUUGAAAUUUCAGAUCAGGUAUUGUUCAAACUACUUAUUAUUCAGUAGUAAAAGAGUACAUAAGGCUCCAUACUUUUCUGCUUUAACUGCUUUAAAACUUCUUGUUUUUCCAGAGAGAGCUCAGGAUUUCAAAUAAAUCUCUGUUCAGUUCACUUCACUGAAUACAUAUGAUUGCAACACUGUUCAGUGAGUCGUCUUUACUAGUUCAUUUAUAGAUCUGUUUAUAAACUGUCUCUGCUAGGUUUGAUGCAGGAUAGCCCUGGUGGUUUAUCUGGGAACCUGGUGGUAGAGCUCCAAAAGGGGGUAGACAGUGGUUCUGAAAAUACUAAAAUAACAAAACUGCGCUGAGUACACGAAGCCAUUAGAUUCACUGAAAUCUGAGUACAUUAUUAAGUGGAGUAAUUUAUAACAGUCUGGCCUGCGUGCUGUGACUUAUCCAACCUUUGAGUUAACUGUUAUCUGCCUGGAAACCUAGUUUGGUGUAAAUUGCUCUUUACCCUUCUCUGAUGAAGAAAAUAAUCAAUAAUCAUGUUUGCAUCUGUGUGUGCUUUAUUAAUGUUGGCAUUAUUCCUUCCCCUUUUCCUGUUUUGGAGACUGUCAAGUGGACCUUCUAAUUUAUAAGUGUCAGAUAUAUUUUUGUAUUAGAUUGUGCCUAUGAUGAGAGAAAUCUCUAAUGUAUAUUUUCUGUACUUGGAACACAAUUAUAAUCUGACACACUUUGAGGCAUGGUCUAGUCAUAAUAAUAUGUAACUCUGUGAUGUAUUUAAGAUUUUACUUUUAUUGGGAUAGGUAUCUUUUUGAUUUUAGCACAUGAUAGCUAAGUAAAGAAUUAUUACUUUCAGAUGUGACAGAAAAUUAGAAUAUUUAUUGUCCUGUAUUGUGUAAGUCAAUUAUUUAGAGAAUUUGCAUUUUUAUCUUUCUGCCAACUAAAAUUGAAUGACAGUGCAUACAUGGUUUUUUAAAAUACACACACACACACACACUCCUUUGCUAUGUAAACUUUCAUAGUUGAUUGCUUCCCUAAGCAGAUUGUGGUGGCAAGUAUUCAAAUAUGGAUCCCUACCUGUGAAGAUACAUGGUCACACAGUCAUGUUUUGUUUGUUAUGUCUUGUUCGUUUGUUUGGAUGUUGUUUGUACAUUUUAUUUACGUAUUUUUUGGCCCCACCACUUGGCAUGUGGGAUCUUAGUUCCCCGACCAGGAAUUGAACCCAUGCCCCAUAUAGUGGAAGCUCAGAGUCUACCAGGGUUUUAUUUUAUAGAAAAAAUCUUUUUAGGCCCAGAUCCUCCCAAGAAAAGACAUAAUUGGGGUGGGAGGCUUGAACUUGAACUUAGGAAGAGGAAAUACUUAGAAAACUUAGAAAGAGAAAAGGAUAGGGAAGGGAGAACAAGAAAAGGGAAAGUUAGUUCCUAAAAGGUGGGUUCCUUCAGUUAAAGUGAGCACAAUUCACCUACUUGGCUAACUUGUGAAAAACUAGCAAGGGGGCUGAGUUCCUAGUCGAUCAGGAUAUUCAAUAGAAGCAACACACUUGUAACUUAGAUGGACUCUGGAGUGGUUCUCAAGUGGUAGUUUUACAACUACAGAGAGAGACUAAUUCAGUAGCUUCUAAGUAGGGCUUGAGAAAUCUGUAUGCAGGUCAGGAAGCAACAGUUAGAACUGGACAUGGAACAACAGACUGGUUCCAAAUAGGAAAAGGAGUACGUCAAGGCUGUUUAUUGUCACCCUGCUUAUUUAACUUAUAUGCAGAGUACAUCAUGAGAAAUGCUGGGCUGGAGGAAACACAAGCUGGAAUCAAGAUUGCUGGGAGAAAUAUCAAUAACCUCAGAUAGGCAGAUGACACCACCCUUAUGGCAGAAAGUGAAGAGGAACUAAAAAGCCUCUUGAUGAAAGUGAAAGAGGAGAAUGAAAAAGCUGGCUUAAAGCUCAGCAUUCAGAAAACUAAGAUCAUGGCAUCCGGUCCCACCACUUCAUGGCAAAUAGAUGGGGAAACAGUGGCUGACUUUAUUUUUCUGGGCUCCAAAAUCACUGCAGAUGGUGAGUUCAGCCUUGAAAUUAAAGGACACUUACUGCUUGGAAGGAAAGUUAUGACCAACCUAGAUAGCAUAUUAAGAAGCAGAGACAUUACUUUGUCAACAAAGGUCUGUCCAGUCAAGGCUAUGGCUUUUCCAGUAGUUAUGUAUAGAUGUGAGAGUUGGACUGUAAAGAAAACUGAGCACCUAUGAAUUGAUGCUUUUGAACUAUGGUGUUGGAGAAGACUCUUGAGAGUCCCUUGGACUUCAAGGAGAUCCAACCAGUCCAUCCUAAAGGAGAUCAGUCCUGGGUGUUCAUUGGAAGGACUGAUGUUGAAGCUGAAACCAAUACUUUGGCCACCUGAUGCGAAGAGCUGACUCACUGGAAAAGACCCUGAUGCUGGGAAAGAUUGAAGGCCAGAUGAGAAGGGGACGACAGAGGAUGAGAUGGUUGGAUGGCAUCACUGACUCAAUGGACAUGGGUUUGGGUAGACUCUGGGAGUUGGUGAUGGACAGCGAGGCCUGGUGUGCUGCAGUUCAUGGGGUCGCAGAGAGUUGGACACGAUUGAGCAACUGAACUAAAGUAGGGCUUAGGAAGACCUUUUUAACAGACUCCUAGGAUAUGUCUAAUGCAGAUAGAAUACAUUAGAGAGAGAUGGGCCUACGUUAUCAUCUUUUGGUAAGUAGUAAAUCUGAGAGAAGAGUCAACUAUAUGGAAGAGUUAUAUAUAUUAUGGGGCUGCUGGAAAAAAUGCUUGUAACCCUUUGGUUUUCUAAAGUAGGAGAUUGCUGAGCUGAGUUUUAGAGGAGGAGAAAGAUGCAAUCAUGUGAAAAUGACGGCUGAAAGGAUGUCUCAGGCCUUGGACCUGAUGAGCAGAGGCACAGAGUGACAGCAUGUGUCUUCAGGUCCAGUCUCUCGAGGGUCAGGUGGAAACCACAUGGUAAGAUGAGAUAGUUACACAGGUCACUGCAAGAACCGUGGAUUGCUAUAGAGUAAGGAUUUGAAGCAGGGAGGGACGGGGAGCAAUUGAGAGUAAAGUAGGUUUGUAUUUUAGUUAGAUCCCCAGUGACUGAAAGAGAUGAACACAAAGACAAGAAGAUUGUAAAGUCACAUCAAAUCACUAGGAGUUCUAGAAACCAAGCAGCAGACAGAGGUUUUAAAAUUUGUUAGGUGCUGUUAGGUGUAACAGUUUGCUUUUCAGAGGAACUUGGACAGAACAGUCAUUGCAGAAAUGUGGAAAAAGUAUAUAGGCUUGCCUUCUGUGUUGCAGAUAUUCAGCACAGUACAUAACACCUAAUCGGUGUUCAAGGUGACUGACCAAGUUUGGUUAGGUGACGUAAGUAUAUGUCCCUCAUUCCAAAAGUCACCAUAAAUGAGAUAUCUAAUGUUUGUACUUGGAGUUCUUAGUGUCAUUACACCUUUGAUAAUUAAAUGUAAACAAGUGGAAAGGAAUUGUUCACUUUCAUUUCACUUUUACUUACACUACAAAGUCUGGGGGAGGGGGACGAGGAGACAGCGAUGAGGACCAAAAGCUGUACCACCUGCAGAUCUAAUCAUCACACUCAAAGUCACACUAAAAGAGCAUUUCUUCUUUUAAAAUGUAAUCUUCAUAAGAAGGAGGGGCUUGUCUGCCACAUAACAGGCACUCAGUAGUAGGUAAUGGACAAAUUAAUAUCCUCAUAAAGGGGUGUGUGCAGCAUAGAUGUAUGCCAGGGUUUUAACAUUGCUUGUUACUGCAACGUGCUCUGGUAACCUUCAUUUUUUCUCAAGUUAAAGUUUUGUCAGAUACCUGCCCUGAUGAUGAUAUUUAAUCGUUGAUUUACAGUGAUUCUUGUUGCUUUUUAAACAUGUGGAAAUGGAUUACAACGAAGGCUGCGUGGAAUUUGAUCAUCAUGACUCCGAUGGUAUUUAAAUGCCCAGCACAAAUAUUAGAGCCCGAACGGGAUAAAAAAAAGCAGAGGGUGUUUUGAAGGAGUCAGUUUCACUUGGGUAAAAGGGAGCUAAAUUUACACACAGUCCUUAUGGACUUGCAGCCUGCAGCUGAUGGUAUGGUUUGGGAAGGAUAUGCAGUGCCUGAAGUAUUGCAAGAUCUGGAAUGAGGAGAAACAGGAAGAUUCAGGAUCAAUGCCAAAUUCUCUUUCAGCAGGCACGUUUCUUGAGAGGAGUGCUGUGCGGCAUCCUAUUAUUGUACCAGUGUGUGUUGUGUACAUCGGCAGAAUUUUUCUUCAAAAAGUUGAGAUUACAGACAUCCCGCCAGCAUGAUUUCUUCAAAGCCCAGACUUGUCGUACCUUAUGGCCUCAAGACUCUGCUUGAGGGAGUUAGCAGAGCUAUACUCAAAACCAAUCCACCAAACAUCACCCAGUUCGCAGCAGUUUAUUUCAGAGAACUUAUUCUCUUUCGAGAAGGACAUGCUUGUCUGGAUAUAAAAGAUCUGGUUAAACAAUUUCAUCAGAUUAAAGUGGAGAAAUGGUCGGAAGGAACAGCACAAGAGAAGAAAGCAGAAUGUGUGAAAGAGCCAGAAAGAGCAUCUACCAUCUCCCUAGAACCUAAGCGGAUGGAAAAAUCAACGGACACAGAGGAGGAUAACAUAGCAGCACCGUUGUUCAGCAACAAAACCACUCAGUUCCCAUCAGUUCAGGCCGAGCUGGUCUCAGAGCCUGAGGACGCAAGUGAAGCACUCCGGGGUCCGUCCAAACCGGCCACCCCACCGUCGUCACCAGUGCCAGCAGCGGUCACUUCUGAGUUUGCCUAUGUCCCUGCGGACCCCGCCCAGUUUGCUGCUCAGAUGUUAGGUAAUGUUCCAUCUGUUCAUUCUGAUCAAUCUGAAAUUUUAAUGGUGGAUGUGGCAACAAGUAUGCCUGGUAUUUCCGAGGAGAUGCUGAGCUCGAAGGCUACUGAAGAGAACGUGGUGGCCACUCCUAGUGUGUGUUCUGGCAAGAUGGUAGCAGAGCAGGUUGUGAGCGAAAAAUCUGUCCAUGUACAUGUGGGCAGUAAGGCUGAAUCACCAACGGCUUCCUCAUUCCCCUUGCAGGGUGAACAAGAACCUCCUGCUUGUGACCAUGCUUCUGAGGUCCCUUUGCAGGCUGACAUUGAGGUGACAUCCACCAUGCACAUAGCCUCUAUCUAUAAUGAUGAGCCUGUAAUCGAAGGAGUUACUUAUGUUGAGCAGUUACCAGAACAAAUAGUUAUCCCCUUCUCUGAUCACGUUGCUCGUCUUAAAGGCAAGGAGCAGUCACCACCACACAGUCCCAUACUUGUAGUAGGCAAGACAGCCUCAGGCGGGUCUGAAAAAUCUGUGGGUUCCGCAAAAUUUGUGCAGUUGGAGAGUACAAAGUAUGACUCAGUCCAUGUGGAGGCAGACGGCUCUACCAAAGCAGUGAGCUCUGAGAAAUCCAUGCACCUUGAAGUGGAGAUCUUUGCGCUGGCCCCUGGCAGUGCUGGGCAGGAGUCCGGGGGAAACCCUGCGUCCCAGGAGACGGAGGUCAAACCCACGCGCUCAGGGUCCGUAAGAUCAUCUAGUGGCCCCCAACCUCCUGUUCCAGAAGGUCUUUAUGAACCAGAAAUGGAACCAGAACGGGAAGCAGCACCUUCCAACGAGGUUUGAUGGAGCCAGGUAAGAAAAUUACUUACAAAAUUAAAAACUACAUUCUGGUGACAUCUCUAUUUCAGGUGACCAUCUAGGUAGGCUCCCUGCAGACUGGUCAGACGUCUUUCCUUUCACUAGUACUGAAAAUGCCAAACCUAUUUAAAUAAAGGCUUUGUUGUAUUUGAGAUUUUACUCUCAUGAGAUGAGUGAUUUUAAAGCAACAUCACCACCGCUUGCCCUCAAAGUUUGGUCAUCAAGUGCUCUUCAGUUGUUUGGACAUACCAUGUCACCAAAGAUGUUACAACCUGUUGUCAGGCACAAACAUGUCAUGUGAUCUGGAUACUGCUACUGCAAAACUGUAAUCAUGGGGUGUUGGUUUGAAAUUUCUCACUCAUGAACGUAAAAGCAAAUGACAACAACAUAUUUACCUAGGUGGUGGCAUUGGAAACAUGGAAGAAAUGGUGGUGUGUUUGACUGCUUUCGCGCUGAGGGAGGAGAGCUCUGCAAGCUGGUCUGGGGGGGCUGGUUGAGCACUGCCGUCUUGCCUGGGGGCUGCCCGAAGCGGAGGGAGCAGCUUCAUAGCUGGAUGGAGAGGGGAAAGGUGAAGUUCUGUCCCACAGGGGAGCGGGGUGGUAGCGGCAGCUGGCUGGCUUCCAUCAUUACCACAACAGGAGCCUAAACACCCUACUUGCUUGGCUGCUGAACUAUCACUACUGCUCUCCUGUGACACAGACGCACCAUCUGACCUCCCAUCUCGGUCUAGUUAAUGGCCUUUGGUCCACCCGCCCCCCUGCUUCAUCCAGAUGAGCGCAGGGACCAACACCCCCCCCCAUUCCUUUUGCAGAAGCUCUCUCA
This is a messenger RNA of Dama dama (fallow deer), 7840 nucleotides long. It is a transcript of the gene CABYR, whose product is annotated as calcium binding tyrosine phosphorylation regulated. Gene Ontology annotation, molecular function: calcium ion binding. The record is from RefSeq and is a predicted model, not a curated record. Gene Ontology annotation, cellular component: sperm fibrous sheath; cytoplasm. Gene Ontology annotation, biological process: sperm capacitation. The transcript is spliced from 4 exons. Lineage: Eukaryota; Metazoa; Chordata; Mammalia; Artiodactyla; Cervidae. The coding region runs from base 5657 to 7003 and encodes 448 amino acids.